GGCUGAUUUCAGUAAUAAUUGGUUGUAUGUUUUGUCUGUAGUAGAUCCAUUCUAAUUACUUUGUGUUAAUUAUAAUGUGAAACUAAUUUCUAAUUUGUGUCCUAGUAUAGUUAGUUAUUUCCUAAUGCAUGCUCGUGAUGAUGAUAAUUGAAGUCUAGGCAUACAUUAUAGCACAUUACAUUUAAUUACAAUUCAGGGUUCUAUAGUCACAUGAUUUCUGGGAUAGUACUACAGAAUGGUAUCUUUAAAAAUUUUAGUCUUGAAAAAAAAGAGCCAUACUCACCCAUAAAAAUUUUCAUAUCUAAUACAAGUACACAUGUAGUCCUUGACACAUUUCACAGUGCCAAGUUGUGUUACAGUUGCUGUGAGCUUCACUUCACAGUUCAAAUGGGAUCACUGAUAUUGAGAAAUGGAAACAUUGGAAGCAUUAGAAUGAGAAACAUUAGAAGUCUAAAGCUGCACUCUGUACUCACUAGAGAUCUAGAUCAGAAAACAAUGACUGAAUUGUAUGACAUAUGGCAACAGAAUAUAACUGGAAAAAAUAGUUAUGAGGACUUUACAGCACUUCUUGGCACAUUUGACCGUACAUAUAUAGUGCAAGAUUAUAGCAAUGCUGAAAAAAUAUGUGCAACAGGAAGCUAUGCUGUACUACCAACAGAUUUACAAAUAAACUCAAGACAAAUCCAUAUAAUACCAACUGGUAUUGGAUACAUCCUGCCACAACAUCAAAGGAGAGGGAUUCUUCAAAAAUUUUUCUUGCACAUGACCCUCAGAGAGAAGCUCCUGCAUCCAUUCACACCAUUAUACAUGACAGCUAACUUCCUAACUUACAAGACAUACUCAGCUUUUCUUCGUUUUUCAGAGCAUGCAUAUCCACGCUAUGACAGGCCAACCCCUGACAUGGAGAAAAAAAUCAUGGAGUACUAUGUUCUGCACUAUCUCAAUUGUAGUGACACUUAUGAUCCUGAAAGAGGUGUAGUCCAACUACCACAGACUGUUAAGAAAGAGGUUGGAGCCAUUGAUGAAAAACAUUAAAAAAAUCCACAUGUCAAGUAUUAUGCUGAGAGGGCUAACUGGGAAAAGGGUGAAGCACUGCUUGGGGUUGCUAAUGUUUCAUGGAAGGUUAUAGCUUCAAUAUAUAAUAACUGGAAAGGAACUAGCUAAAGAUCACUGUUUUGAUAAAGUUGCCAUUUUUGUAAACAUAAAUUUCUUUACUUUAUUUAGAAAUUCUAAAAAAUUAGCCCAACUUAUAAAUAAAAUGUUUUACUCA
Messenger RNA from Amphimedon queenslandica, 1270 nucleotides. RefSeq lists its product as uncharacterized. Bases 211 to 1035 code for a protein of 274 amino acids. The transcript is spliced from 10 exons. Lineage: Eukaryota; Metazoa; Porifera; Demospongiae; Haplosclerida; Niphatidae. The record is from RefSeq and is a predicted model, not a curated record.